This is a messenger RNA of Peromyscus leucopus (white-footed mouse), 2796 nucleotides long. RefSeq names its product GTPase IMAP family member 3-like. The transcript has 3 exons. Gene Ontology annotation, molecular function: GTP binding. The coding region runs from base 790 to 1716 and encodes 308 amino acids. The record is from RefSeq and is a predicted model, not a curated record. Lineage: Eukaryota; Metazoa; Chordata; Mammalia; Rodentia; Cricetidae.
UUGCUUCUGCCUUUUUCUCCCUGAGUAAUGCCUGCCCCUUGUCAGCCGCUGCCGUGGGCACACUCCGAUCUCCCAUGGCCUCUGCACCCACACUGUGGGAAAUUAGCAGAAUUUUCCUUUUGGAGGAGAAACCUCCGUCCAUUCUCGCUCUCCCGACUGUGUGUGCUCUGCAGGCUCAGCAGCCACAUCUCUUCACGUCCAUCACACGCUCCUGCCCUCCCCCUUCUUCUCCUAGGCUGUUGUCAGUCUCUCCUGUUUGGUCUGUGAUUCAUUUUUGGGUCUCCAUCGCCUGCUCCCUGUCUCACCUCUGGGCAUUUGUUCAUCUCUACCAACAAAUUGGUCUCUUAGCGGGACAUAUGUCUCCUGUAGUCUGUCGGAUUUUUCAGAAACUGAUUCAGAAAACGUCCCUGCUAGUGUUGAUGAGUUUGGUUGUGACCGCCACAUUGUACACAUGCGAGGGGCACUGAGAACCAAGUCAGGUUCUAACUGAAAUCCUUCAAAACAGAACAGACCCCCAAUGCAGUCUUAUCUUUGAGUAAUUCUUUUGGGGGCACAGUGGUAUUUUUGUUUUGUGAAAGCAUGAACUUAGAAAUCGAAGCACAGUUCUCUGGGUUGAUUCUGGAGAGACUUCCAGCGAUCAGUACUGGCUUGUGUCUAAAGCAUGGGACAGCGGCAUCGUACAGAGGGUUCCAGGGGGGAGAUGACCUCCCCAUCUCCCCACUGGCUGAGAAAUCCAAGAGCCGACGCAGACAAAGGGAGCCAUUUGGGGAGAGUUAGCAUAAGAAGAGAAUGGAAGGCCUUCAGAAGAGCACAUAUGGAACUAUAGUUGAAGGGAGCAGGGGCGUCUACCAUGCAGCAGAAUCGUACUGGCUGAGGAUCCUCCUGGUGGGCAAAUCUGGCUGUGGGAAAAGUGCCACAGGGAACAGCAUCCUCUGCCGACAAGCAUUCGAGUCCAGGCUCAGAGCCCAGUCGGUGACCAGGACCAGCCAGGCAGAGAUAGGCACAUGGAAGGGAAGGAGCUUCCUAGUGGUAGACACACCCCCCAUCUUUGAGUCAAAGGCUCAGAACCAAGACAUGGACAAGGACAUUGGAGACUGCUACCUGCUGUGUGCCCCAGGCCCCCACGUGCUGCUGCUGGUGACCCAGCUGGGACGCUUCACAGCCCAGGACACCAUGGCCGUGAGGAGGGUGAAGGAGAUCUUUGGGGCAGGAGUCAUGAAGCACAUGAUCAUCCUCUUCACCCACAAGGAAGACCUGACAGAUGAGACCUUGGAUGGGUUUGUGACCCACACUGACAACCACAGCCUGCGCAGCCUGGUCCAGGAGUGUGGGAGGAGGUACUGUGCCUUUAAUAACAGGGCCUCAGGGGAAGAGCAGCAGGGACAGUUGGCAGAGCUCAUGACCGUGGUGAGGAGGCUGAAGCAGGAGUGUGAGGGCUCUUUCUACAGCAACGACCUCUUCCUUCAGGCCCAUGUGUUCCUUAGUGGUGACAAGAGUGAGCAUCAGGAAGCCUAUAGGUGCUACCUGUUGAAGGUGAGGCAGGAGGUGGAGAGGCAGAAGCGCAAGCUGGAGGAGCAGGAGGGCAGCUGGGUUCUCAAGGUGCUCCUCAGAGGCAAAGAGUGGGUAGCUUUGCAUGAUGGGAUUUGUGCUAGUUUUGUGUUGGGCAUAGCAAUCCUCAUUGUUAUUUUUCUGCUCAUGUUUUACAGGGCUUAUUAAACUUUCCCCCCACUGCUACUUUUUCCUCAAGAAAUGUUUAUGUGACCCUAGGUACAUAGGCAUAUAAAAUAGGUUACAAGUCAAACAUAAGAAAAUUGAAAUGAAUUUUUGGUACACACACACACACACACACACACACACACACACACACACACACACACAAUUUACUGCUUCUGAAAGAUUAAAGCAUAUUUGCCCUGUUCAUAUUGUGAGGAGUUUUAGUUAGAUAGGAUGAAUACAUUCUGGAGACCUGUUACAUAACAUAGUGAGCAUUCUUAAUUUUACAGUUGAUAAGAACAUAGAUUUUAAGUGUUUUCACCACAAAACGUAGUUUUGUGAGCAAUAGAGAUGUUAACUAUUGUGAGUACCUGCAUCGCACACUAUUACUAUGUACAAGUUGUGUUGAACAACUAGUCCUUGACAACACUGAAGAAGUGUAUGGCAUGUACAAAGAAAGUAAAUAAGAAAAUUAAAAUUAAUGAAUGUAUUAUUUUUCUUCAACUUCAAAAAAAAGCAUAUUUGCACACUAGUGAGGUGGAUAUGCUUGGGUUUUGUUUUGUAUACAUAAGUCUUGAAUGAAUAUUUGAUACUGCAGGAUAGAACAUCUCAAACAUUUUUCAGGGUCAAUUGAUAUUUUAAUUUUACAAAAAUAAAUUCUAAGAACUGCAUUCACUAAGUCCAUAAUAGAAAGUGGCAAUAGUCUCGAAUCUGAGUCACAGUGUUUUGGGCAGUGUUUAUUGGUGUUGCAUGAUAUGAGCAAGACAAAGGAUUGGUGUUUUUUGGUCAGAACCAAGGUUGCUGUUUCAUCAUAGAACACAGGGAAGUGCGGUCAGAGACAUUACAGAUUCAUUACUCCUUUGAUUUCAAAAUCAGUUUUAGUUGUUGUGUGUUCAGAAUCCCUUACUGUUGCUAACUUUUUCUCCUCCUCCACAUGUUCAGCUUUGUGGCCCCACAUGGGGGUCACAGCCUGUGGUCUAAAGAAGCUUGGGUGUAGUCAUCUAGCUCUUGGGCAGGCCAGGGUGGUGGGGAUCUUGCCUGGCUGUUUGCUCUAUUUUUAAAAGGUCUUAUUAAUAAAAAAAA